Messenger RNA from Magnolia sinica, 1456 nucleotides. Its product is annotated as protein NRT1/ PTR FAMILY 5.7-like. Gene Ontology annotation, cellular component: membrane. The transcript is spliced from 2 exons. The record is from RefSeq and is a predicted model, not a curated record. Gene Ontology annotation, molecular function: transmembrane transporter activity. Gene Ontology annotation, biological process: transmembrane transport. NCBI's taxonomy places the organism in Eukaryota, Viridiplantae, Streptophyta, Magnoliopsida, Magnoliales, Magnoliaceae. The coding region runs from base 25 to 1368 and encodes 447 amino acids.
UAUGUUGCAUUGGUGCUAAUAGCAAUGGGGGAGGGUGGGCUAGAGCAUACCUUAAGAAAGUUUGGAAGUGAUCAGUUCGAGGAACAUAUCAAAGAUAAGUACAAAGCUAAGCACCACUCAAUAGCCUGGUGGUACAUGGGCUCUCUGAUUGGCUCUGUGGCCGGCAUGCUUCUCGUGACCUUCCUUUUACAGAGGUCUGGUUUGGGGAAAAUUUCCUUCAUGUUGAUGUUGGUGGCGUUUCUUGUGCUUGUGUUGGGCACCUUAUUCUACUAUAGAGAUGUGCCGGUUGGGAGCCCCUUUACAUACAUGUUCCAUGUUGUAGUGGCCAUGGUAAAGAAGAGACACCUAGAUUUGCCUGUAGAUGAUACUCUAAUCCACGGUGGCAUUGCCAAUAUGAGUGAUGAUGGAGGAAUGGAGAAGCAUGAUCAGAGUGGAAAUCCUGAGGAAAACUGCGGUGUUGAGAAGGAUGAAGAAAUAAAGGGUGGUCUAAUAGAUGAUGAACAAUUGAGAACUUGCUUUGAUAAAACAGAGGCAAAGGAAGAAAGUAAAUGGAGGGUUUGCACCCAAACAGAAAUCGAAGAAACUAAGCUCUUCCUACGCUUGUUCCCCAUUUGGGCUACCUUCAUCAUGUACGGAAUGGUAUUGUCCAUGGGGAAAACCUUCUUUAUUGAGCAAGCUAGUACUCUAGAUGCUAACUUCAGUCCUCGCUUUCGCAUCCCUGUUACAUUCCUCUUAGCUGUUGGUGGCUUCUCGAAGCUAGUCAUCACCAAAGCAUGUCUUCCACUAUUAAAUAAGCUCACACGACUGGAUCAUGGAAUCCCACCAAAGGUAAGGAUCGGAGCUGGGUUGUUCCUGUCUGUAUUGUGUUGCCUUACCGCAUCUUCGAUAGAGAAUAGAAGGUUGAAAGUUAUGGUGCAAAAGAAAUUGAGGAUGACGAUCUUCUGGCUGAUUCCUCAGUUUUUGUUGUUGGGCGGCAUGGAAGGAUUGGUUGGCGAUGGGAUCGAUGAUUUGUUCAUUAGUCAGGUUCCAGAGACGAUAUGGAAGUGUGGACCCGCAUUCUCAGAGAGUGUGGAAGGAAUGGGAAGCAUCUUGAGUGCAAUCGCCAUGGUUUUAACUGAUCAGAUGAGCAAAGUUGGAGGACGGCAUGGUUGGUUCGCAAAAGAAAUUGAUGUCAGCCGUCUAGAUAGGUAUUACUUCAUGUUUGCGGUACUAAGCCUUAUUAAUCUCUGCUGGUAUGCUUUGGUUGCAAAAGCAUACAUUGGGCAAGGAACCGAAAAUCAGAACAAAAGAGAAAACAAUAGAGGAACCGUUAAGCGGUCAGUUGCAUGCGCAGAGAUGAUUGCAGUUAUUAUCAGUGGAAGAAACUAAUGAUGGGCCGCGACCAUAUGACUUUUGGCCCAAAUUUUAUUUCUUUUGCAAUUGCUCAUGUCCAUGUAUUUUACAAGUAAUUCUCAUC